Molecule: messenger RNA, 471 nt
Organism: Elaeis guineensis (African oil palm)
Lineage: Eukaryota; Viridiplantae; Streptophyta; Magnoliopsida; Arecales; Arecaceae
Source: RefSeq, a predicted model, not a curated record
GAAACCUCAGAAGAAACGCAAGGGAAGAUGGGGAGAGCCCCUUGCUGUUCCAAGGUGGGGCUGCACAGAGGGCCAUGGAAUCCAGAAGAAGAUGCUCUGCUCACCAACUAUAUCCAAUGCCACGGGGAAGGAAACUGGAGGACUCUUCCUAAAAACGCAGGUCUUCUUAGAUGUGGAAAGAGCUGCAGACUGAGAUGGAUGAACUAUCUGAGGCCUGACAUCAAGCGUGGCAACAUCGGGCAAGAUGAAGAAGAUCUCAUUAUCCGACUUCAUUCAUUGCUCGGCAAUAGAUGGUCUUUGAUAGCUGGAAGGUUGCCCGGUCGAACCGAUAACGAAAUAAAGAAUUAUUGGAAUAGCCAUCUCAGUAAGAAGCUCAAAAGGCAAGGAAUUGAGGUUAGAGAAGGGACCUACAAAGGUACAUCAAAACGAGCCCGGCCGAUAUCACAAAAAAGGAGUGACAGCGUUAACAAG